AUGGCUCGCAAAAACAACGAUUCACAAUAUAUACCCACCCAUAUUCCUUCAAAAAUUCACGAUUCCGGAAACGUCAAAUGCUUCCAGGACAAGUACUGCUCUAUUGGAAAGACUAGUUCUGCUCUAUUGGAAAAUGAGAAAUCUAAUACAAAACUCCAGGCCAGUCCUAGAGGUUGGGUCCGAGUACCUUUGCAAUGGCUCGCAAAAACAACGAUUCUCAAUAUAUACCCACCCAUAUUCCUUCAAAACUUCACGAUUCCGGAAACGUCAAAUGUUUCCAGGACUAGUUCUGCUCUAUUGGAAAGUGAGAAAUCUAAUACAAAACUCCAGGCCAGUCCCAGAGGUUGGGUCCGAGUACCUUUGCAAUGGCUCGCAAAAACAACGAUUCUCAAUAUAUACCCACCCAUAUUCCUUCAAAAAUUCACGAUUCCGGGAACGUCAAAUGUUUCCAGGACUAGUACUGCUCUAUUGGAAAGUGAGAAAUCUAAUACAAAACUCCAGGCCAGUCCUAGAGGUCGGGUCCGAGUACCUUUGCAAUGGCUCGCAAAAACAACGAUUCUCAAUAUAUACCCACCCAUAUUCCUUCAAAAAUUCACGAUUCCGGAAACGUCAAAUGCUUCCAGGACUAGUACUGCUCUAUUGGAAAGUGAGAAAUCUAAUACAAAACUCCAGGCCAGUCCUAGAGGUCGGGUCCGAGUACCUUUGCAAUGGCUCGCAAAAACAACGAUUCUCAAUAUAUACCCACCCAUAUUCCUUCAAAAAUUCAUGAUUCCGGAAACGUCAAAUGCUUCCAGGACUAGUACUGCUCUACUGGAAAGUGAGAAAUCUAAUACAAAACUCCAGGCCAGUCCUAGAGGUCGGGUCCGAGUACCUUUGCAAUGGCUCGCAAAAACAACGAUUCUCAAUAUAUACCCACCCAUAUUCCUUCAAAAAUUCACGAUUCCGGAAACGUCAAAUGCUUCCAGGACUAGUACUGCUCUAUUGGAAAGUGAGAAAUCUAAUACAAAACUCCAGGCCAGUCCUAGAGGUCGGGACCGAGUACCUUUGCAAUGGCUCGCAAAAACAACGAUUCUCAAUAUAUACCCACCCAUAUUCCUUCAAAAAUUCAUGAUUCCGGAAACGUCAAAUGCUUCCAGGACUAGUACUGCUCUACUGGAAAGUGAGAAAUCUAAUACAAAACUCCAGGCCAGUCCCAGAGGUCGGGUCCGAGUACCUUUGCAAUGGCUCGCAAAAACAACGAUUCUCAAUAUAUACCCACCCAUAUUCCUUCAAAAAUUCACGAUUCCGGAAACGUCAAAUGCUUCCAGGACUAGUACUGCUCUAUUGGAAAGUGAGAAAUCUAAUACAAAACUCCAGGCCAGUCCUAGAGGUCGGGACCGAGUACCUUUGCAAUGGCUCGCAAAAACAACGAUUCUCAAUAUAUACCCACCCAUAUUCCUUCAAAAAUUCAUGAUUCCGGAAACGUCAAAUGCUUCCAGGACUAGUACUGCUCUACUGGAAAGUGAGAAAUCUAAUACAAAACUCCAGGCCAGUCCCAGAGGUCGGGCCAGUCCCAGAGGUUGGGUCCGAGUACCUUUGCAAUGGCUCGCAAAAACAACGAUUCUCAAUAUAUACCCACCCAUAUUCCUUCAAAACUUCACGAUUCCGGAAACGUCAAAUGUUUCCAGGACUAGUUCUGCUCUAUUGGAAAGUGAGAAAUCUAAUACAAAACUCCAGGCCAGUCCCAGAGGUUGGGUCCGAGUACCUUUGCAAUGGCUCGCAAAAACAACGAUUCUCAAUAUAUACCCACCCAUAUUCCUUCAAAAAUUCACGAUUCCGGGAACGUCAAAUGUUUUCAGGACUAGUACUGCUCUAUUGGAAAGUGAGAAAUCUAAUACAAAACUCCAGGCCAGUCCUAGAGGUCGGGUCCGAGUACCUUUGCAAUGGCUCGCAAAAACAACGAUUCUCAAUAUAUACCCACCCAUAUUCCUUCAAAAAUUCACGAUUCCGGAAACGUCAAAUGCUUCCAGGACUAGUACUGCUCUAUUGGAAAGUGAGAAAUCUAAUACAAAACUCCAGGCCAGUCCUAGAGGUCGGGUCCGAGUACCUUUGCAAUGGCUCGCAAAAACAACGAUUCUCAAUAUAUACCCACCCAUAUUCCUUCAAAAAUUCAUGAUUCCGGAAACGUCAAAUGCUUCCAGGACUAGUACUGCUCUACUGGAAAGUGAGAAAUCUAAUACAAAACUCCAGGCCAGUCCCAGAGGCUGGGUCCGAGUACCUUUGCAAUGGCUCGCAAAAACAACGAUUCUCAAUAUAUACCCACCCAUAUUCCUUCAAAACUUCACGAUUCCGGAAACGUCAAAUGUUUCCAGGACUAGUUCUGCUCUAUUGGAAAGUGAGAAAUCUAAUACAAAACUCCAGGCCAGUCCCAGAGGUUGGGUCCGAGUACCUUUGCAAUGGCUCGCAAAAACAACGAUUCUCAAUAUAUACCCACCCAUAUUCCUUCAAAACUUCACGAUUCCGGAAACGUCAAAUGUUUCCAGGACUAGUUCUGCUCUAUUGGAAAGUGAGAAAUCUAAUACAAAACUCCAGGCCAGUCCCAGAGGUUGGGUCCGAGUACCUUUGCAAUGGCUCGCAAAAACAACGAUUCUCAAUAUAUACCCACCCAUAUUCCUUCAAAAAUUCACGAUUCCGGGAACGUCAAAUGUUUCCAGGACUAGUACUGCUCUAUUGGAAAGUGAGAAAUCUAAUACAAAACUCCAGGCCAGUCCUAGAGGUCGGGUCCGAGUACCUUUGCAAUGGCUCGCAAAAACAACGAUUCUCAAUAUAUACCCACCCAUAUUCCUUCAAAAAUUCACGAUUCCGGGAACGUCAAAUGUUUCCAGGACUAGUACUGCUCUAUUGGAAAGUGAGAAAUCUAAUACAAAACUCCAGGCCAGUCCUAGAGGUCGGGUCCGAGUACCUUUGCAAUGGCUCGCAAAAACAACGAUUCUCAAUAUAUACCCACCCAUAUUCCUUCAAAAAUUCAUGAUUCCGGAAACGUCAAAUGCUUCCAGGACUAGUACUGCUCUACUGGAAAGUGAGAAAUCUAAUACAAAACUCCAGGCCAGUCCUAGAGGUCGGGUCCGAGUACCUUUGCAAUGGCUCGCAAAAACAACGAUUCUCAAUAUAUACCCACCCAUAUUCCUUCAAAAAUUCACGAUUCCGGAAACGUCAAAUGCUUCCAGGACUAGUACUGCUCUAUUGGAAAGUGAGAAAUCUAAUACAAAACUCCAGGCCAGUCCUAGAGGUCGGGACCGAGUACCUUUGCAAUGGCUCGCAAAAACAACGAUUCUCAAUAAAUACCCACCCGUAUUCCUUCAAAAAUUCAUGACUCCGGAAACGUCAAAUGCUUCCAGGACUAGUACUGCUCUACUGGAAAGUGAGAAAUCUAAUACAAAACUCCAGGCCAGUCCUAGAGGACUAGUUCUGCUCUAUUGGAAAAUGAGAAAUCUAAUACAAAACUCCAGGCCAGUCCCAGAGGCUGGGACUAGUUCUGCUCUAUUGGAAAGUGAGAAAUCUAAUACAAAACUCCAGGCCAGUCCCAGAGGUUGGGUCCGAGUACCUUUGCAAUGGCUCGCAAAAACAACGAUUCUCAAUAUAUACCCACCCAUAUUCCUUCAAAACUUCACGAUUCCGGAAACGUCAAAUGUUUCCAGGACUAGUUCUGCUCUAUUGGAAAGUGAGAAAUCUAAUACAAAACUCCAGGCCAGUCCCAGAGGUUGGGUCCGAGUACCUUUGCAAUGGCUCGCAAAAACAACGAUUCUCAAUAUAUACCCACCCAUAUUCCUUCAAAAAUUCACGAUUCCGGGAACGUCAAAUGUUUCCAGGACUAGUACUGCUCUAUUGGAAAGUGAGAAAUCUAAUACAAAACUCCAGGCCAGUCCUAGAGGUCGGGUCCGAGUACCUUUGCAAUGGCUCGCAAAAACAACGAUUUUCAAUAUAUACCCACCCAUAUUCCUUCAAAAAUUCACGAUUCCGGAAACGUCAAAUGCUUCCAGGACUAGUACUGCUCUAUUGGAAAGUGAGAAAUCUAAUACAAAACUCCAGGCCAGUCCUAGAGGUCGGGUCCGAGUACCUUUGCAAUGGCUCGCAAAAACAACGAUUCUCAAUAUAUACCCACCCAUAUUCCUUCAAAAAUUCAUGAUUCCGGAAACGUCAAAUGCUUCCAGGACUAGUACUGCUCUACUGGAAAGUGAGAAAUCUAAUACAAAACUCCAGGCCAGUCCUAGAGGUCGGGUCCGAGUACCUUUGCAAUGGCUCGCAAAAACAACGAUUCUCAAUAUAUACCCACCCAUAUUCCUUCAAAAAUUCACGAUUCCGGAAACGUCAAAUGCUUCCAGGACUAGUACUGCUCUAUUGGAAAGUGAGAAAUCUAAUACAAAACUCCAGGCCAGUCCUAGAGGUCGGGACCGAGUACCUUUGCAAUGGCUCGCAAAAACAACGAUUCUCAAUAUAUACCCACCCAUAUUCCUUCAAAAAUUCAUGAUUCCGGAAACGUCAAAUGCUUCCAGGACUAGUACUGCUCUACUGGAAAGUGAGAAAUCUAAUACAAAACUCCAGGCCAGUCCCAGAGGUUGGGUCCGAGUACCUUUGCAAUGGCUCGCAAAAACAACGAUUCUCAAUAUAUACCCACCCAUAUUCCUUCAAAAAUUCACGAUUCCGGGAACGUCAAAUGUUUUCAGGACUAGUACUGCUCUAUUGGAAAGUGAGAAAUCUAAUACAAAACUCCAGGCCAGUCCUAGAGGUCGGGUCCGAGUACCUUUGCAAUGGCUCGCAAAAACAACGAUUCUCAAUAUAUACCCACCCAUAUUCCUUCAAAAAUUCACGAUUCCGGAAACGUCAAAUGCUUCCAGGACUAGUACUGCUCUAUUGGAAAGUGAGAAAUCUAAUACAAAACUCCAGGCCAGUCCUAGAGGUCGGGUCCGAGUACCUUUGCAAUGGCUCGCAAAAACAACGAUUCUCAAUAUAUACCCACCCAUAUUCCUUCAAAAAUUCAUGAUUCCGGAAACGUCAAAUGCUUCCAGGACUAGUACUGCUCUACUGGAAAGUGAGAAAUCUAAUACAAAACUCCAGGCCAGUCCUAGAGGUCGGGUCCGAGUACCUUUGCAAUGGCUCGCAAAAACAACGAUUCUCAAUAUAUACCCACCCAUAUUCCUUCAAAAAUUCACGAUUCCGGAAACGUCAAAUGCUUCCAGGACUAGUACUGCUCUAUUGGAAAGUGAGAAAUCUAAUACAAAACUCCAGGCCAGUCCUAGAGGUCGGGACCGAGUACCUUUGCAAUGGCUCGCAAAAACAACGAUUCUCAAUAAAUACCCACCCGUAUUCCUUCAAAAAUUCAUGAUUCCGGAAACGUCAAAUGCUUCCAGGACUAGUACUGCUCUACUGGAAAGUGAGAAAUCUAAUACAAAACUCCAGGCCAGUCCCAGAGGACUAGUUCUGCUCUAUUGGAAAAUGAGAAAUCUAAUACAAAACUCCAGGCCAGUCCCAGAGGCUGGGACUAGUUCUGCUCUAUUGGAAAAUGAGAAAUCUAAUACAAAACUCCAGGCCAGUCCCAGAGGUUGGGUCCGAGUACCUUUGCAAUGGCUCGCAAAAACAACGAUUCUCAAUAUAUACCCACCCAUAUUCCUUCAAAACUUCACGAUUCCGGAAACGUCAAAUGUUUCCAGGACUAGUUCUGCUCUAUUGGAAAGUGAGAAAUCUAAUACAAAACUCCAGGCCAGUCCCAGAGGUUGGGUCCGAGUACCUUUGCAAUGGCUCGCAAAAACAACGAUUCUCAAUAUAUACCCACCCAUAUUCCUUCAAAAAUUCACGAUUCCGGGAACGUCAAAUGUUUCCAGGACUAGUACUGCUCUAUUGGAAAGUGAGAAAUCUAAUACAAAACUCCAGGCCAGUCCUAGAGGUCGGGUCCGAGUACCUUUGCAAUGGCUCGCAAAAACAACGAUUCUCAAUAUAUACCCACCCAUAUUCCUUCAAAAAUUCACGAUUCCGGAAACGUCAAAUGCUUCCAGGACUAGUACUGCUCUAUUGGAAAGUGAGAAAUCUAAUACAAAACUCCAGGCCAGUCCUAGAGGUCGGGUCCGAGUACCUUUGCAAUGGCUCGCAAAAACAACGAUUCUCAAUAUAUACCCACCCAUAUUCCUUCAAAAAUUCAUGAUUCCGGAAACGUCAAAUGCUUCCAGGACUAGUACUGCUCUACUGGAAAGUGAGAAAUCUAAUACAAAACUCCAGGCCAGUCCUAGAGGUCGGGUCCGAGUACCUUUGCAAUGGCUCGCAAAAACAACGAUUCUCAAUAUAUACCCACCCAUAUUCCUUCAAAAAUUCACGAUUCCGGAAACGUCAAAUGUUUCCAGGACUAGUUCUGCUCUAUUGGAAAGUGAGAAAUCUAAUACAAAACUCCAGGCCAGUCCCAGAGGUUGGGUCCGAGUACCUUUGCAAUGGCUCGCAAAAACAACGAUUCUCAAUAUAUACCCACCCAUAUUCCUUCAAAAAUUCACGAUUCCGGGAACGUCAAAUGUUUCCAGGACUAGUACUGCUCUAUUGGAAAGUGAGAAAUCUAAUACAAAACUCCAGGCCAGUCCUAGAGGUUGGGUCCGAGUACCUUUGCAAUGGCUCGCAAAAACAACGAUUCUCAAUAUAUACCCACCCAUAUUCCUUCAAAACUUCACGAUUCCGGAAACGUCAAAUGUUUCCAGGACUAGUUCUGCUCUAUUGGAAAGUGAGAUAUCUAAUACAAAACUCCAGGCCAGUCCCAGAGGUUGGGUCCGAGUACCUUUGCAAUGGCUCGCAAAAACAACGAUUCUCAAUAUAUACCCACCCAUAUUCCUUCAAAAAUUCACGAUUCCGGGAACGUCAAAUGUUUUCAGGACUAGUACUGCUCUAUUGGAAAGUGAGAAAUCUAAUACAAAACUCCAGGCCAGUCCUAGAGGACUAGUUCUGCUCUAUUGGAAAAUGAGAAAUCUAAUACAAAACUCCAGGCCAGUCCCAGAGGCUGGGACUAGUUCUGCUCUAUUGGAAAAUGAGAAAUCUAAUACAAAACUCCAGGCCAGUCCCAGAGGUUGGGUCCGAGUACCUUUGCAAUGGCUCGCAAAAACAACGAUUCUCAAUAUAUACCCACCCAUAUUCCUUCAAAACUUCACGAUUCCGGAAACGUCAAAUGUUUCCAGGACUAGUUCUGCUCUAUUGGAAAGUGAGAAAUCUAAUACAAAACUCCAGGCCAGUCCCAGAGGUUGGGUCCGAGUACCUUUGCAAUGGCUCGCAAAAACAACGAUUCUCAAUAUAUACCCACCCAUAUUCCUUCAAAAAUUCACGAUUCCGGGAACGUCAAAUGUUUCCAGGACUAGUACUGCUCUAUUGGAAAGUGAGAAAUCUAAUACAAAACUCCAGGCCAGUCCUAGAGGUCGGGUCCGAGUACCUUUGCAAUGGCUCGCAAAAACAACGAUUCUCAAUAUAUACCCACCCAUAUUCCUUCAAAAAUUCACGAUUCCGGAAACGUCAAAUGCUUCCAGGACUAGUACUGCUCUAUUGGAAAGUGAGAAAUCUAAUACAAAACUCCAGGCCAGUCCUAGAGGUCGGGUCCGAGUACCUUUGCAAUGGCUCGCAAAAACAACGAUUCUCAAUAUAUACCCACCCAUAUUCCUUCAAAAAUUCAUGAUUCCGGAAACGUCAAAUGCUUCCAGGACUAGUACUGCUCUACUGGAAAGUGAGAAAUCUAAUACAAAACUCCAGGCCAGUCCUAGAGGUCGGGUCCGAGUACCUUUGCAAUGGCUCGCAAAAACAACGAUUCUCAAUAUAUACCCACCCAUAUUCCUUCAAAAAUUCACGAUUCCGGAAACGUCAAAUGUUUCCAGGACUAGUUCUGCUCUAUUGGAAAGUGAGAAAUCUAAUACAAAACUCCAGGCCAGUCCCAGAGGUUGGGUCCGAGUACCUUUGCAAUGGCUCGCAAAAACAACGAUUCUCAAUAUAUACCCACCCAUAUUCCUUCAAAAAUUCACGAUUCCGGGAACGUCAAAUGUUUCCAGGACUAGUACUGCUCUAUUGGAAAGUGAGAAAUCUAAUACAAAACUCCAGGCCAGUCCUAGAGGUCGGGUCCGAGUACCUUUGCAAUGGCUCGCAAAAACAACGAUUCUCAAUAUAUACCCACCCAUAUUCCUUCAAAAAUUCACGAUUCCGGAAACGUCAAAUGCUUCCAGGACUAGUACUGCUCUAUUGGAAAGUGAGAAAUCUAAUACAAAACUCCAGGCCAGUCCUAGAGGUCGGGUCCGAGUACCUUUGCAAUGGCUCGCAAAAACAACGAUUCUCAAUAUAUACCCACCCAUAUUCCUUCAAAAAUUCAUGAUUCCGGAAACGUCAAAUGCUUCCAGGACUAGUACUGCUCUACUGGAAAGUGAGAAAUCUAAUACAAAACUCCAGGCCAGUCCUAGAGGUCGGGUCCGAGUACCUUUGCAAUGGCUCGCAAAAACAACGAUUCUCAAUAUAUACCCACCCAUAUUCCUUCAAAAAUUCACGAUUCCGGAAACGUCAAAUGCUUCCAGGACUAGUACUGCUCUAUUGGAAAGUGAGAAAUCUAAUACAAAACUCCAGGCCAGUCCUAGAGGUCGGGACCGAGUACCUUUGCAAUGGCUCGCAAAAACAACGAUUCUCAAUAUAUACCCACCCAUAUUCCUUCAAAAAUUCAUGAUUCCGGAAACGUCAAAUGCUUCCAGGACUAGUACUGCUCUACUGGAAAGUGAGAAAUCUAAUACAAAACUCCAGGCCAGUCCCAGAGGUCGGGCCAGUCCCAGAGGUUGGGUCCGAGUACCUUUGCAAUGGCUCGCAAAAACAACGAUUCUCAAUAUAUACCCACCCAUAUUCCUUCAAAACUUCACGAUUCCGGAAACGUCAAAUGUUUCCAGGACUAGUUCUGCUCUAUUGGAAAGUGAGAAAUCUAAUACAAAACUCCAGGCCAGUCCCAGAGGUUGGGUCCGAGUACCUUUGCAAUGGCUCGCAAAAACAACGAUUCUCAAUAUAUACCCACCCAUAUUCCUUCAAAAAUUCACGAUUCCGGGAACGUCAAAUGUUUUCAGGACUAGUACUGCUCUAUUGGAAAGUGAGAAAUCUAAUACAAAACUCCAGGCCAGUCCUAGAGGUCGGGUCCGAGUACCUUUGCAAUGGCUCGCAAAAACAACGAUUCUCAAUAUAUACCCACCCAUAUUCCUUCAAAAAUUCACGAUUCCGGAAACGUCAAAUGCUUCCAGGACUAGUACUGCUCUAUUGGAAAGUGAGAAAUCUAAUACAAAACUCCAGGCCAGUCCUAGAGGUCGGGUCCGAGUACCUUUGCAAUGGCUCGCAAAAACAACGAUUCUCAAUAUAUACCCACCCAUAUUCCUUCAAAAAUUCAUGAUUCCGGAAACGUCAAAUGCUUCCAGGACUAGUACUGCUCUACUGGAAAGUGAGAAAUCUAAUACAAAACUCCAGGCCAGUCCUAGAGGUCGGGUCCGAGUACCUUUGCAAUGGCUCGCAAAAACAACGAUUCUCAAUAUAUACCCACCCAUAUUCCUUCAAAAAUUCACGAUUCCGGAAACGUCAAAUGCUUCCAGGACUAGUACUGCUCUAUUGGAAAGUGAGAAAUCUAAUACAAAACUCCAGGCCAGUCCUAGAGGUCGGGACCGAGUACCUUUGCAAUGGCUCGCAAAAACAACGAUUCUCAAUAAAUACCCACCCGUAUUCCUUCAAAAAUUCAUGAUUCCGGAAACGUCAAAUGCUUCCAGGACUAGUACUGCUCUACUGGAAAGUGAGAAAUCUAAUACAAAACUCCAGGCCAGUCCCAGAGGACUAGUUCUGCUCUAUUGGAAAAUGAGAAAUCUAAUACAAAACUCCAGGCCAGUCCCAGAGGCCAGUCCCAGAGGUUGGGUCCGAGUACCUUUGCAAUGGCUCGCAAAAACAACGAUUCUCAAUAUAUACCCACCCAUAUUCCUUCAAAACUUCACGAUUCCGGAAACGUCAAAUGUUUCCAGGACUAGUUCUGCUCUAUUGGAAAGUGAGAAAUCUAAUACAAAACUCCAGGCCAGUCCCAGAGGUUGGGUCCGAGUACCUUUGCAAUGGCUCGCAAAAACAACGAUUCUCAAUAUAUACCCACCCAUAUUCCUUCAAAACUUCACGAUUCCGGAAACGUCAAAUGUUUCCAGGACUAGUUCUGCUCUAUUGGAAAGUGAGAAAUCUAAUACAAAACUCCAGGCCAGUCCCAGAGGUUGGGUCCGAGUACCUUUGCAAUGGCUCGCAAAAACAACGAUUCUCAAUAUAUACCCACCCAUAUUCCUUCAAAAAUUCACGAUUCCGGGAACGUCAAAUGUUUCCAGGACUAGUACUGCUCUAUUGGAAAGUGAGAAAUCUAAUACAAAACUCCAGGCCAGUCCUAGAGGUCGGGUCCGAGUACCUUUGCAAUGGCUCGCAAAAACAACGAUUCUCAAUAUAUACCCACCCAUAUUCCUUCAAAAAUUCACGAUUCCGGAAACGUCAAAUGCUUCCAGGACUAGUACUGCUCUAUUGGAAAGUGAGAAAUCUAAUACAAAACUCCAGGCCAGUCCUAGAGGUCGGGUCCGAGUACCUUUGCAAUGGCUCGCAAAAACAACGAUUCUCAAUAUAUACCCACCCAUAUUCCUUCAAAAAUUCAUGAUUCCGGAAACGUCAAAUGCUUCCAGGACUAGUACUGCUCUACUGGAAAGUGAGAAAUCUAAUACAAAACUCCAGGCCAGUCCUAGAGGUCGGGUCCGAGUACCUUUGCAAUGGCUCGCAAAAACAACGAUUCUCAAUAUAUACCCACCCAUAUUCCUUCAAAAAUUCACGAUUCCGGAAACGUCAAAUGCUUCCAGGACUAGUACUGCUCUAUUGGAAAGUGAGAAAUCUAAUACAAAACUCCAGGCCAGUCCUAGAGGUCGGGACCGAGUACCUUUGCAAUGGCUCGCAAAAACAACGAUUCUCAAUAAAUACCCACCCAUAUUCCUUCAAAAAUUCAUGAUUCCGGAAACGUCAAAUGCUUCCAGGACUAGUACUGCUCUACUGGAAAGUGAGAAAUCUAAUACAAAACUCCAGGCCAGUCCCAGAGGUCGGGCCAGUCCCAGAGGUUGGGUCCGAGUACCUUUGCAAUGGCUCGCAAAAACAACGAUUCUCAAUAUAUACCCACCCAUAUUCCUUCAAAACUUCACGAUUCCGGAAACGUCAAAUGUUUCCAGGACUAGUUCUGCUCUAUUGGAAAGUGAGAAAUCUAAUACAAAACUCCAGGCCAGUCCCAGAGGUUGGGUCCGAGUACCUUUGCAAUGGCUCGCAAAAACAACGAUUCUCAAUAUAUACCCACCCAUAUUCCUUCAAAACUUCACGAUUCCGGAAACGUCAAAUGUUUCCAGGACUAGUUCUGCUCUAUUGGAAAGUGAGAAAUCUAAUACAAAACUCCAGGCCAGUCCCAGAGGUUGGGUCCGAGUACCUUUGCAAUGGCUCGCAAAAACAACGAUUCUCAAUAUAUACCCACCCAUAUUCCUUCAAAAAUUCACGAUUCCGGGAACGUCAAAUGUUUCCAGGACUAGUACUGCUCUAUUGGAAAGUGAGAAAUCUAAUACAAAACUCCAGGCCAGUCCUAGAGGUCGGGUCCGAGUACCUUUGCAAUGGCUCGCAAAAACAACGAUUCUCAAUAUAUACCCACCCAUAUUCCUUCAAAAAUUCACGAUUCCGGAAACGUCAAAUGCUUCCAGGACUAGUACUGCUCUAUUGGAAAGUGAGAAAUCUAAUACAAAACUCCAGGCCAGUCCUAGAGGUCGGGUCCGAGUACCUUUGCAAUGGCUCGCAAAAACAACGAUUCUCAAUAUAUACCCACCCAUAUUCCUUCAAAAAUUCAUGAUUCCGGAAACGUCAAAUGCUUCCAGGACUAGUACUGCUCUACUGGAAAGUGAGAAAUCUAAUACAAAACUCCAGGCCAGUCCUAGAGGUCGGGUCCGAGUACCUUUGCAAUGGCUCGCAAAAACAACGAUUCUCAAUAUAUACCCACCCAUAUUCCUUCAAAAAUUCACGAUUCCGGAAACGUCAAAUGCUUCCAGGACUAGUACUGCUCUAUUGGAAAGUGAGAAAUCUAAUACAAAACUCCAGGCCAGUCCUAGAGGUCGGGACCGAGUACCUUUGCAAUGGCUCGCAAAAACAACGAUUCUCAAUAAAUACCCACCCAUAUUCCUUCAAAAAUUCAUGAUUCCGGAAACGUCAAAUGCUUCCAGGACUAGUACUGCUCUACUGGAAAGUGAGAAAUCUAAUACAAAACUCCAGGCCAGUCCCAGAGGUCGGGUCCGAGUACCUUUGCAAUGGCUCGCAAAAACAACGAUUCUCAAUAUAUACCCACCCAUAUUCCUUCAAAACUUCACGAUUCCGUAA
Molecule: messenger RNA, 12408 nt
Organism: Cylicocyclus nassatus
Lineage: Eukaryota; Metazoa; Nematoda; Chromadorea; Rhabditida; Strongylidae
Source: the annotation of a GenBank genome assembly